Microtus ochrogaster (prairie vole) is the source of this 2455-nucleotide messenger RNA. It is a transcript of the gene Rtca, whose product is annotated as RNA 3'-terminal phosphate cyclase. Lineage: Eukaryota; Metazoa; Chordata; Mammalia; Rodentia; Cricetidae. Gene Ontology annotation, biological process: RNA processing. Gene Ontology annotation, molecular function: RNA-3'-phosphate cyclase activity. Gene Ontology annotation, cellular component: nucleus. The record is from RefSeq and is a predicted model, not a curated record.
GCUUUCCCCUGAGGCACUGAUUCUUUCUCCUUCCGGCAAGUUCGGACCGGAAGCGCAGUGUCGGGACUGCAGGCUUGUCGGCGCCUGGUCCUUUCCCUGUGGCAGCCGGGGCGUGGUCGCUGCGGGCCGGGCUCACGCGCGUCAGCGAUGGAGGGGCAGCGGGUGGAGGUGGACGGCGGGAUCAUGGAAGGGGGCGGCCAGAUCCUCAGGGUCUCCACCGCCCUGAGCUGCCUCCUGGGCCUUCCCUUGCGCGUGCAGAAGAUCCGUGCGGGCCGCAGCACACCGGGCCUCAGGCCUCAGCAUUUAUCUGGACUGGAAAUGGUUCGCGAUUUGUGUGAUGGGAACCUGGACGGGGCAGAAAUCGGCUCAACAGAGAUAACCUUCACACCGGAGAAGAUCAGAGGUGGAAUCCACACGGCAGAUACGAAGACGGCAGGGAGUGUGUGCCUCUUGAUGCAGGUUUCAAUGCCUUGUGUUCUGUUCGCUGCUUCUCCAUCGGAACUUCGUUUGAAAGGCGGAACUAAUGCUGAGAUGGCCCCACAGAUCGAUUACACCAUGAUGGUUUUCAAGCCAAUCGUUGAGAAAUUCGGUUUCAAGUUUAAUUGUGACGUUAAAAUGAGGGGCUAUUACCCAAAAGGGGGCGGUGAAGUCGUUGUCCGAAUGUCACCAGUUAAACAGUUGGACCCAAUAAAUCUGACUGAUCGUGGCUCUGUGGCCAAGAUUUAUGGGAGAGCUUUUGUUGCUGGAGUUUUGCCACUAAAAGUAGCAAAAGACAUGGCGGCGGCAGCCGUGCGCUGCAUCAGAAAGGAGAUCAGGGAUCUCUAUGUCAACAUCCAGCCUCUGCAGGAGCCCAGGGACCAAGCGUUUGGCAACGGGAGUGGAAUCAUCAUUGUUGCUGAGACAUCCACUGGCUGCUUGUUUGCUGGAUCAUCGCUUGGCAAACGAGGUGUGAAUGCAGACAAGGUUGGAAUUGAAGCUGCUGAAAUGCUAUUAGCAAAUCUUAGACAUGGUGGCACUGUGGACGAGUAUCUGCAAGACCAGCUGAUUAUUUUCAUGGCACUAGCCAAUGGAAUUUCCAGAAUAAAAACAGGACCAGUCACACUCCACACACAGACUGCUAUACAUUUUGCUGAACAACUAGCAAAGGCCAAAUUUACUGUGAAGAAAUCAGAAGAGGAAGAAGAUGCCUCUAAAGACACUUACAUCAUUGAGUGUGAAGGGAUCGGGAUGACAAACCCACAUCUCUAGGGUAUUUACUCCCUGUUGCACUAACUGAUUUAUACGUGCUGUAGCACAGAGCCUACGAAGGAAGAUACUGCAGGGCUUGGCUGACUUUGGGGAUGAAGUGCGUUCAGUUGCUGAGACUACUUCCUCGUGGUCAGCACAACUUAAAUGUCUUCUGAGAUGUAAACAGUAAAAGACAAAACCUGCUAAAUAUGAUAGUAAAUUUCAAUAUUAAAGUAUUAAAAUCAAAUGCUGUUUAUACCCCAAAUAUGUGCUGCGUCUUCUCUCUCUCUCUCUUUAGUGUAAUAAAUUAAGCAAGGGACACAGAUUUGAUCUGUAAUUUGUGUUACUAAUGACCUUCCCUGCAGUUUCACUUUCUGUAGUUUGAGCUACCUAGGGUCAACUUUGGUCCUGAAAUAUUAACUAGAAAACUCAACAUAAAUAACUCAUCAGUUCUGAAUGCAACUCCUUUCUGAGUAACAUGAUGAAAUCGUAUACCUUCUGCUCUGUCCCACCUGUGAUGUGGAUCAUCACUUUGUCCAGGAUAUCAAUAUUAUGUAUGCUGCAUACUUGCCCAUUACAGACUUAGUAGCUGCUUGCUUAUCAGAUCAAUAGUUGUAGUAUUACAGUGUUUGCCUUCAAAUGACACUGGACCUGAUGAGGGCUCCAGUGUGCAGGAACAGUUGAAUUGACCAUUCAGGUGUACCCCAAAGAGUGUUUCUGUCAAGUUCACGGCACAUCAUUGUAACCCUAGCAGGUUUGGCCACAUUCGUCCCAAACAUGUCUGUCUUGGCUGGGAGUAUUCCAGAAUAGUUGAGUUCCUUUAGAACAGAAGUGUGCCUGCAUCGCUCUCUGCUACUUCACACCUAGCCAGCAUGUAGGAUGUGGCUCAAGUGAACCCCGUCUGAUGUUUUAGUUCAGUGUGCUGUGUAUGUCAGUGCUGUGUGUAGUUCAUGAAAACGUGGAUGGACCUUACCUAGUGAUGAUAAGUCAAACAUUGUCCAAGUAAUUCAGAGAGACUGCUGAAAUACAUCCAGGAAGUUUGGAUUCUUAUGUGUGGACCAGUCUGCGGGAGCAGAAUAUGGUCAUUAUCCUUACCAAUGGUUUCUAUAGCCUGGGAUAGUAGAUGUAGUUUGCUUCAUAGAAGAAUAAUUAAUUACAUGUUCACAACAUAAGUAAGCCUUUUAAUCCCAGCACUCGGGAGGCAGAGGCAGGCGGAUCUCUGUGAGUU